CAUCUUUUUCUUUUGUAAUAGGGAGAUCAUAUCACUGGGUUCAGAGGCUUGAAGCAUAUAAAGCGUCCACUGUUUCGUUUACAUACCAUUUUCUUCAAGGGGGUUCUUUCUCUUAUAAAAAUGUCUGUAACAGCUGGUGUAAGUGAUGCAAUUAUUGCAAUUAGGGAAAAGCUCAGGGGUAAAAUUGGCCAAACAAAAGUGAAAAGAUAUUGGCCUGGUAAAGCUCCUGAAUGGGCAGAUGAACCAGAAAAAGAUGAGGAUAUGCGGAUGAACAGGGAAGCAGCACUUGAGAAAGCCUUUCCCAGCCAGGGUGGUUCAGACAUUGCAAGAAAAGAUGAUGCAAGGCUGCGUCGACUGGCAGAGAGUAAAGUUGAUAAUCGUGAGGAAAUCAGAGCAGAUCAUCGACGCAUCCGGCAAGCAGAGAUUGUUUCAACUAUUGAAGAGGAAAAUAGAAGACUAGAAAGAAUGGAAUUUGAGGAGGAUGACGAAGAUGCCUUGGAUGAAAGGAGGAGGAGAAUCAGGGAAAAAAAUCUUCAGAGGCAACAGGAAGAAGCUCUGCCGGAGGAAGAAGAAGAGGAGGUAGAAGAAGAGGAGGAAGAGGAAUCAGAAUAUGAAACUGAAUCAGAGGAAGAGACCACAGGGAUAGCAAUGGUGAAACCAGUUUUUGUUCCAAAAUCUGAGAGAGACACCAUAGAUGAGCGUGAAAAGCGCGAGGCAGAGGAACGAGCUCUCGAGGAGUUAGUGAAGAAGAGGUUAGAGGAGAGAAAACUUGAAACAAAACAAAUAGUAGUUGAGAAGAUACGAGAGGAAGAAAUAAUUCAGAAAAAUUUGGAGCUGGAAGCUAAUAUUGCUGAUGUAGAUACUGAUGAUGAGGUGAAUGAGGCUGAAGAAUAUGAAGCUUGGAAGUCCAGAGAAAUUGCCAGGAUCAAGAGGGAGAGGGAGGACAGGGAGGCUAGUAAGAAGGAGAGGGAAGAAAUAGAGAGAGUAAGAAAUAUGACGGAAGAAGAGAGGAAGGAGUGGGAAAGGAGAAACCCAAAACCUGCCCCACCACCCAAGCAGAAGUGGAAGUUUAUGCAGAAAUAUUACCACAAGGGUGCUUUCUUCCAGUCAGAUACUGAUGACAUAGCUGGAACUUCUGGCGCUGAUAAUAUAUUCCACCGUGAUUUCUCUGCACCAACAGGGGAGGAUAAGUUGGAUAAAUCCAUACUACCAAAAGUCAUGCAGGUCAAACACUUUGGUCGCAGUGGAAGGACAAAAUGGACACAUCUUGUCAAUGAGGACACAACUGAUUGGAACAACCCGUGGACAUACAAUGACUCUCUUCGGGCCAAGUAUAAUACAAAAAUGGCUGCUGUUAAUGCUCCUAUUGCUAAGCCUAAGGGUAAAAAAUUGAAGGAUUGGGAGACCCGGUGAAGCCGUAUUGUAGUCUGGUUCUUGUUUGUGCUCAUAGUUCAGCCAGCUUUCAGGUUGUUUGAAGCACUGUACUGACUUUCUGUUUUGCUCUUUGCAUUCAAAUGUCAUCUGUAGCUCUUGUGAAGUUAUAUGAAUGGCAGAGAAGCACAUUCUGGUAUCAGUUUCAGAAUUAUCCAAUUGUCUCCUUA
Solanum verrucosum is the source of this 1601-nucleotide messenger RNA. RefSeq lists its product as uncharacterized. The transcript is spliced from 2 exons. Gene Ontology annotation, biological process: mRNA splicing, via spliceosome. The record is from RefSeq and is a predicted model, not a curated record. Gene Ontology annotation, molecular function: RNA binding. Bases 121 to 1413 code for a protein of 430 amino acids. Gene Ontology annotation, cellular component: U2-type spliceosomal complex. NCBI's taxonomy places the organism in Eukaryota, Viridiplantae, Streptophyta, Magnoliopsida, Solanales, Solanaceae.